UUUUGUUCUUAAUUUGCCCAAAAGUAUUGAUUUUGCCAAGUGGGUUUUCGUCUAGAACAAUGGGUUCUUCUGUGGAGCAGUGCAUUUUGGUGACUGGUGGCGCUGGCUUCAUUGGGACGCACACUGUUGUUCAGCUUUUGAAUAAGGGCUUCAAGGUUUCCAUCAUUGACAAUCUUGAUAACUCUGUCCUUGAAGCUGUUCAUAGGGUUCGUGAGCUUGUUGGUCCUGAUCUCUCUACCAAGCUUGAAUUCAAUCUGGGUGAUUUGAGAAACAAAGGGGACAUUGAGAAACUCUUUUCAAAUCAGAGAUUUGAUGCUGUGAUUCACUUUGCUGGUCUUAAAGCCAUGAGUGAAAGUGUUGCAAACCCUUGUCGUUGCUUUGAUAACAACUUAGUUGGAACAAUCAACCUCUAUGAGACAAUGGCCAAGUACAACUGCAAAAUAAUAGUGUUUUCGUCGUCUGCAACAGUUUAUGGCAAACCAGAAGUAGUCCCAUGUGUGGAAGACUUUGAGUUAGAGGCUAUGAAUCCUUAUGGUCGCACUAUGUUGUAUCUUGAAGAGAUAGCUAGAGACAUUCAUGCGGCAGAACCAGAGUGGAGGAUAGUUCUUCUGAGGUAUUUCAAUCCUGUUGGAGCACACGAGAGCGGGAGGAUCGGAGAAGAUCCAAAGGGCAUACCAAACAAUCUCAUGCCUUAUAUCCAGCAAGUUGCAGUUGGAAGAUUACCUGAACUCAAUGUGUUUGGACAUGACUAUCCUACAAAGGAUGGUAGCGCGGUCAGAGACUAUAUCCAUGUAAUGGAUUUAGCAGAUGGACAUGUGGCUGCGUUGAACAAGCUAUUUACUGAUCCAAAGAUUGGGUGUACAGCUUAUAAUCUUGGGUCUGGUCAAGGAACUUCUGUCUUGGAAAUGGUUACUGCUUUUGAAAAAGCUUCUGGCAAGAAAAUCCCAAUGAAGCAAUAUCCAAGAAGAGCAGAAGAUGCAACAGCUGUGUAUGCUUCAACUAAGAGAGCUGAGAAAGAACUCGGAUGGAAGGCACAAUAUAGAAUGGAUGAGAUGUGCAGAGAUCAGUGGAACUGGGCAAACAACAAUCCAUGGGGUUUUUAGGACAAGCCUUCUUGACCUUCUUCAUUCUCUUUUUAACCUUUUUUUUUCCACCACAUAACAUAAGGAAAAAGAAUAAGAAUUGUACUGAACGAGCUCUCUCUUCCAGUUAAUACUAAUUUACGUUAAACUGUAAUGAUUUCAAGUUAUCAACUUAAUCAUGAAAAAUGAUGUCUUGUUGCGCAAGUAAGAACCAUAAGAUGUUAAUAAAAUUCAACAAUAUUAACUAAACUGUGUACAACUCUUUUUUCUUUCUUGGGUAUCUCGCUGCUAAUAAUACAUGUAAACUGUGUACAAUUUGCAAGUUUGUUUCUUCUUCUUCUUCUGUUUUAGACUUCUUCGCCAUAUUCAUCAUAGUUGCUAUCCUUGAGGAUGUUGUAUUUGCAGAGAGGAGAAGUGUUGUUUAUGUAAAGCCAUUUGUCCACACAACUGCAAUGGAAAUGGUGGCCACAAGGCAGUUCUCUUAGCUCUGUCUCGUCUUCAUACGCUGAAAGACAAAUGCAGCAUUCCUGCAGAUUCACAACAGCAAAAUCCAUUAACACAACGUACUAUGCAGGUUACUAACAGAAAGAAGAACUGAUCUCUUGUGUUACUUACUGUGCCCUCACGAGAAAGGGUAUGUGAUACCUGAAACGUAUCUCUUGGAUCAAAACAGUAACAAGCAAAAGAAACAAACGUAGAUUGAUGAUAAGAACUGUAUUACAACCUUGAGAGAAUUAUUAAUGGAGUCUCUCACCUCCCCCUCUUGUGAUCUAAUCUCUAGAUGAUCUUAUUCUCAAAGCAACAAACGACUUAAAUAGAAAAGGCAAAGACGGCUCCGUCACUCCCACUUGCUAAUCUGUUAACCUCUCACGUGCACUGAUCCUCCACGUCAUCGAUCCUUAGUAUGUAGAUAAACUCCACUUGCACCUCACCUCGUCUUAUAGAAGCAUUAUCCUUUCUUUACCCAUUACUCUUGUACCAGUGCACAUAACAGUAUGUUCGAAGGGUGAAUCUGUGCCACAUUCAGUCAUAACUCCUGAAUCUCCUUGUGCUUGUUCUUCAUCAAAAUUAUGUUUCUCAGACUCACCAACCUUUCGGAAUUUGAACUUCGUUAGUUGGUAAAUGUCUUCUUUAGAAGCUCCUUCCUGCAUUUUCAAUUUAAAAAAAAAAAUCAACUUUCUUGGAGUUACAAAUGGCAAAACAGUUCAUGAGACAUGUUCUGCCACUGCGUACAGAACUGCAAUGAUGCAAGGCAAGCAGCAGCAAACAGGGAUGCCGACCACACAAGCCAAUGCAAUUGCAGAAAACCACAAAGAACACAUCGAUACCGAGAAACACUAUACACAACCAACAACAAAGCAACCAAUAUAAACAACAGAAACACAAUCCGACAGUCUAAGAGAUGUAGUAAGAGAAGGAAACAAACCAGUAAAGCUGAGGGGAUCCUUGAGCUAUCUCUUGGCCACCAGAAGAUACCCAGUAGAAUCCAAUGAUCCACCAUAUAAAUGAGAACAUAGUAUUUGCAGACUCUAAAUGCUUAAACCUGCCUUAUAAAUGGUUACAGACACACACUACUUUAGCCAAAAUUUCACAUCCAAACACACAAGUGAUCGUCUGCCUGCAUAGAAGAAGGAGAGCUUGGGAUCCUAUUACUUCUCCUUCUACGAUACUCAACACAACACACAGACCAUAUGCAUCACACAUUGCAACCCAUACCCAAUAAUCCAAACCCUAAGCGGCGUAUUGGGCUCAGCGACGAAAGCAAGGUUCCAAACGAAAUCAAGAACCACCACGGGCUUCGAGUAAGCCCAAUCGCUUUGCCUCUCCUCGAGCUGCUCCGCCGCUGAUUCACGAACCAGCAUCGACGGCUCUCUCACGUCAUCCUCCUCCUGCCACUUGCAUAUGUCUUAGUAACCUCGUUGCUUCUCUUAGACCUUGUCUCCUCACCGACCUCCUUCCACCAAGGGCAUGUUCACCUCCUCCUCUAUUGGCAUUUUUUGUUUUGGUUUUUUCUUUCAGCAAAUUGAUAUCGAGACAAAACCGGAGUUGCUAGGAUUUCGAUUCAAACACAGAGGAAGAGGGAAAAAAUAAUGAAACGGAUAAAUGGGAAACACGUGAUCCAUGUCUGAAUUGAAAAUAAAAAGUCAAAUUUGAUAUUUUAUGCGUCCUUAAACAUCCGCCAAACAAAAAUGCGGGGCAUGUAUGUAAAUAUCGAGUUUUUAUAAAUGGCUGUAUAAAGCAAAUUUCAAUACUUUGGUCCAGAUUUCGUUUUCUUCUAAUUUUUUGAGUCCUUUAAUACAAAUAAUCGGGAACAAAGGAUUAUUAAUCAGUCUCAAGAAUGACUGUCGUGGUCAUUUACACUUGUCAUUUAUCUAAUUCCCUUUGCAUCAUCAUCAUCAUCAUCUGAAAGUUUUGUCUUUUUCUUUCUAAUGUUACCGUCCUUUUCUACUAUAAAUAGUGGUCCUCCCUCUUUGCAUUUGUAAGGAUGAUAAGAAAAUAAUAAAUGAUUAUCUCUCUCCAAGUCUCUAUCACAUCUCUCUCUCACGUUUUGUUCCUCUUCUCCUCAUACACAAAAUCCUUUUUUUCCACUCAUCUCUCUCGCAUUACUUUCACACAUAUAAAUAUAUAUAUAUAUAUAUAUAUACAUCCACCUCUCACCUUAUAUUAUACAACACGUUAUCAGCACGAGACUCUGACCAACUGAAGUUUAUCAAUCCGAAAGUUCUUAAACGAGCCGAGGUAAUGUUUAAAUUUAUGUAUUUCAAUACACUUAAUUUAUUUAAAUUUUAUUAUUGUUUCGGAAUGAGAGGCUGGGCCUUCUUCGUUCGGGAUGAUAGGUGCUGCCUUCCCCGACUGAUCGUUAUGGUAGGCUAUGCCUUCACGAUCAGAGAAACACAUGGUAGGCUUUGCCUCUGUGAAUAAAAAGAAAAGGUCAAAAAUGGUAGACUAUGUCUCCUCGGACCUUGAAAAAAUUAAAAGUCAAAAUGGUAGACCAUGUCUCCUCGGACUUUGAAAAAUAAUGAUCAAUAUGGUAGUCUAUGACUCCUCGGAUCAUGUGGUAGGUUGAGCCUCCCAAUUUUAUUUAUGCUAUUUAAAUUCCUGCAAUUUAAAUUUCUGCAAUUUAAUUUUUGCUUUUAUUUUAUGCCUUUAAUUUAUGCAUUUAAAUUACGCAUUUAAAUUCUCGUAUUUACUAUAUUUAUAUUAUUAUUCUAUGAAUACAGUUAUAAUGUUGAAUUUGACAAAGCUCGAAAUUAAUGCCCUGGAUAUUAUGGGAAAUAAUUAUAUAACUUGGGCAGUGGGUGCAAAGAUGCACCUGAGAGGAAACGGGAUUUUGGAAACCAUCGAUAGCUCAAAAACGGUGUCGGAUGAGAAAAAGGCUAAAGCCAUGAUAUUUUUACGACACCACAUCCAUGAUGGUUUAAAGGUUGAAUAUAUUACGAAAGAGGAUCCUUGUGACCUCUGGAAAUCUUUAAAAGAGAGGUUCGAUCACCAGAAAUAUGUGAUCUUACCGAAAGCUAAACACGAGUGGAUCCAUCUACGGUUCCAGGAUUAAAAAAGUGUUAGUGAGUUUAAUUCUGCGAUGUUCGGAAUUACUUCGAGGAUGAUGUUAUGUGGAGAGAAAAUAAGUGAUUAUGAUAUGAUCGAGAAAACUCUCUCCACGUUCCAUCCUAAAAAUGUAAUCCUGUAGCAACAGUACCGGGUAAAUGGAUAUACCCGUUACUCGGAGUUGAUGCAAGUCCUCCUUGUAGCGGAGCAGAAUAAUCAACUCGUGACUUUAAACCAACAAGCUCGUCCCACUGGGAUCUGCUCCAUUCCCUGAAGCGAAUGUUGCAUCAUCCAGUUAUGAUAAUAGGAGAGGACGAGGUCGUGGACGUGGUGGAAACCGUUAUCAUGGUCGUGGAAGAGGCAAGGAAGAAGAUUUUGUCCCUAUGAUGAAAGAGAUAACAAGAACUUCCACGAAAAUGAAAUGAAUGAAAAAGGCCAGGAUGAUAAAAGGCAAACAGGAAAGGUUUGCUACAGAUGCGGCAUGAAAGGACAUUGGGUACGUAGUUGUCGUACGCCAAAACAUUUAGCCGAUUUGUAUAGAGAAUCC
Messenger RNA from Brassica rapa (field mustard), 5175 nucleotides. RefSeq names its product bifunctional UDP-glucose 4-epimerase and UDP-xylose 4-epimerase 3. The record is from RefSeq and is a predicted model, not a curated record. NCBI's taxonomy places the organism in Eukaryota, Viridiplantae, Streptophyta, Magnoliopsida, Brassicales, Brassicaceae. Gene Ontology annotation, cellular component: cytosol. Gene Ontology annotation, biological process: galactose metabolic process. Gene Ontology annotation, molecular function: UDP-glucose 4-epimerase activity.